Dromiciops gliroides (monito del monte) is the source of this 2143-nucleotide messenger RNA. It is a transcript of the gene CPA3, whose product is annotated as carboxypeptidase A3. The record is from RefSeq and is a predicted model, not a curated record. Bases 1 to 1257 code for a protein of 418 amino acids. Gene Ontology annotation, biological process: proteolysis. Gene Ontology annotation, molecular function: metallocarboxypeptidase activity; zinc ion binding. Lineage: Eukaryota; Metazoa; Chordata; Mammalia; Microbiotheria; Microbiotheriidae. The transcript is spliced from 11 exons.
AUGAAGUUUGUGCUACUUCUGGUGCUGACUGCCUCCACUCUUGCCAUCUCACCUGUUCGACGCUUUGACAGGGAGAAGGUGUUGAGGGUGAGACCCCAGGAUGAAAAACAAGUGAGCAUCCUAAAGAACUUGGCUGACACUAAUCUGCUUGACUUCUGGCAUCCUAGUUCUGCUCAUGAUAUCAUACCCAAAAUGGACGUGGACUUCCACAUUGGGAAAGAUCAGUUCCAACAAAUCCAGUCUACUCUGGAGAAAAAUGAAAUGCAACAUGAAGUCCUGAUUUAUGAUCUGCAAGAAGAGAUUGAAAAACAGUUCGAUGUGAAAGAUGAUUUUCCUGGCAGACACAGCUAUUCAAAAUAUAACAACUGGAGCAAGAUUGCUGCUUGGACUCAACAAAUGACAGAAAAGAAACCAGAGCUGAUCACUCGUGUUGAAAUUGGGCAAACUGGAGAAAAUAAUCCUAUGUAUGUUCUCAAGGUUGGAAAAAAGAGUGGACAGAGAAGGGUCAUUUUCAUGGACUGCGGAGUGCACGCACGAGAAUGGAUUUCUCCUGCCUUCUGCCAGUGGUUUGUCUAUCAGGCAGCCAAUACCUAUGGGAAAAACAAAUUUAUGACCAAGCUCCUGAAUGAGAUGAAUUUUUAUGUCCUUCCUGUAUUCAACAUUGAUGGCUACAUCUGGAGUUGGACAAAGAACCGAAUGUGGAGGAAAAACAGAGCAAAGACUUCUGACUCCAACUGCACAGGCAUCGACCUCAAUAGGAAUUUUAAUGCCUCAUGGGAUGCUAAGUUUGGGAUAGACAACCCUUGCAGUGAAAUCUACAGGGGAACAGCGCCAGAAUCUGAGAAAGAGACUAAAGCUGUGGCUGACUUCAUCCGAAGACACGUUGCUUCAAUCGAAGCCUAUGUGUCGAUCCAUGCCUACUCCCAGAUGCUCAUGUUUCCCUAUGGCUACACAAAGGUCCCGGUAAAGAAUAAUGAGGAACUGUGUAAAAUUUCCAAAAUUGCCACAGAAGCUUUAGCGACUCUAUACGACACACAAUAUAUCUACGGACCCAUUGCAAAAACAAUUUACCUAACCUCAGGCUCGUCUGUCGACUGGGCUUAUGACUUUGGCAUCAAACGUUCAUUUGCUUUUGAGCUACGAGAUAGAGGCAAAUACGGGUUUCUCCUCCCAGAAUCUCAGAUAAAGGCAACUUGUCGAGAGACCAUGUUGGCCAUCAAAUCUAUUGCCAAGUAUGUCCUCAAGAAUCCUUUGUAAACUUUUUUUCCCUUUUCUAUAAUAAGCCAAUUCCCUUUUCAUUGUAAUGGAUAUGUGUAACUUCCAUAAUACUCUCUGUUAGCCCUUGAUGGAUUAACCUCAUUGCUUGGAAAAUUUUUCCUGAGGUCUUAAUAACUCUAUUCAACAUAUUCCUUUCCUUGUUCUCUCACUAACUCUGCUUUUGUUUGCCAUAGUAUAUACAACCUAACAAUGGGAGUUGAAUCAAAAAAAAAAUAAGCCCUUUGAUCUCUUUCUCUGCUAAGAAAAUUAAAGGGCUGUCCCUUAAGCAUUCAGCAGAGUUGAUUGCUUAGAUAUUUUUUUCUAUAUUAUGGCUUUAUCCUAGUUGAUGAGGGGCUGCUAUCUCUUCCCUGUUUGGAAUGGGUUCCGGGAAAAAAAAAUUAGAUUCAGAGGUUGUUUGAGUUUUCCAUGACUUUAGAGGUCACUUAGUGUAGUCUCUUCAUCUUACUGAUAAGGAAAUGGAAGCCCAGAAAAGUGAAGCCAAUUGUCAAGUCAUGAAGCAUUAUAUAAGUGAUAAAGCUCACAUUCUGUCUCGGGUCUCCUAAUGCCUAGUCCAAAAUGUGCUUUUCCACUCUGCCUGAAUCAUGUUUUCCCAUAAUAAUUGCAAAUUCCCAAAACUGCAGGUACGUUCCUAUAUCCCACUUCUCCCUCCCACCAAAAUAUAUAUGUGCUAAAACUUUAAGAUACAUCCACUAUUUAAGAUUCUUAUUAAAUUGUACUUUCAUUCAUAACUAAGAAUUGACAACAUAUUUGUAUCCUUCUGUUCCGAAUUACAUGAAAUAUUCACAAGUUUCAUUUCUUAAUGUAUAUUUGUUGAAUUAACCAAAGUAAAUAUGGCUUAUAUCUUCAUAUAGCAACAAAAGUAUGC